AUGAGUUUAAUCCAAUAUAAUCUUCUUAUAACGAGAAAUGUUUUAGCAGAAAUCUUAAGCGAUUUUAUUUCUGAUUUAAAAGGCUUAAAACUAACAAAAUCAAUUCAAAAAUUCAAAUCUGAGCUUUAUCCGAAAAAAAGAAUGUUUCAAGAACUUGAGGCGAUGGAAGGAUUCAAUUUCCAUUUCUCCAUCAUCACGCUCUUGGGUUUCGUUGUCGAUAACGCAUUAACGAUUUAA
This is a messenger RNA of Clunio marinus, 237 nucleotides long. NCBI's taxonomy places the organism in Eukaryota, Metazoa, Arthropoda, Insecta, Diptera, Chironomidae. The record is from the annotation of a GenBank genome assembly.